CAAGAAGACUUGUGAUGCAGACCUGGCUCUGGGUUAGGUUCAAGUAAGUAGGUGAUGCUUGCCUUUCCGGUGGUUUACAGGGACAGCUUGUCUCUCUCUCUCUCUCUCAGCCUUGCUUGCUUGCUUCCUCCCUACUCCUAAACCUCGCCGAUCCUUUCCCUCCUUUUUGCUGUACCACAUCGCCAUCAUUUCUUGUUUAAUUCCUUCUCACAUUGGAGGCACCAAACCCGCGGUACUCCUCCAUCUUGAAGCAGUUGCAGCCAGGAGCUCAUCAUCAUCCGAGGAGUGCUCUUUCUCGUGGAGGAGGUUGCGAUGCCGCCCGCGAACCGUGGCGCCGCCGCCGGACCGAGCUCCGGCGGCAGGCACGGCCCGCCGGCAGCCACCGCAGCGCCCAAACGCAACAGGCCUCGCUAUCAUGCGUUCACCCAGCAACAACUCCCAGCAUGCAAGCCUAUACUGGCACCCAAUAUGGUCAUUCCCAUUCUUGUAUUCGUGGGCUUACUUUUCAUUCCGAUUGGCCUUGCUUGCUAUGCGGCUUCAAACAAGGUCUUUGAAGUGGUUUACCGAUACGACACGAAAUGCGUACCCAAGAACAUGCUUCACAACAAAGUGGGCUACAUCCAGAACGCGUCGAUAAACAAGACAUGCGUAAUAAAUCUCAAGAUCCCCAAUGCCAUGAAGAGGCCAAUCUUCGUAUACUACCAGCUCGACAGGUUCUACCAGAACCACAGGAGGUACGCGACGAGCUUCAACAUCGCGCAGCUGGGCGACCCCAAGGAGGAGGUAAACCCCUACAUAAAGGACUGCAAGCCUGAGGCCUACGCCGGCAAUGGCAGCCCCGUGGUGCCCUGUGGUCUCGUGGCCUGGAGCCUGUUCAACGACACCUACAGCUUCGCCCGCCGUCCCAGUGGCGGCGGCGGCGAGGCGCUGAGGGUGAUCAAGAGCGGGAUCUCGUGGCGGAGCGAGCGGGAGCGGCUGUUCGGCAAGCACGUGUACCCCAAGAACUUCCAGAACGGCACCCUCGUCGGCGGCGGGCGGCUCGACCCGAGAAAGCCCCUGAGCGAGCAGGAGGAGCUGAUGGUGUGGAUGCGGACGGCGGCGAUGCCGCGGUUCAGGAAGCUGUACGGGAGGGUGGAGGCGGACCUGGGCGCCGGCGAGACGGUGGCGGUGGCGGUGCGCAACCGCUACAACUCGUACAGCUUCGAGGGGGCCAAGGCGGUGGUGCUGUCCACGGCGGGGCCGCUGGGCGGGCGCAACCCGUUCCUCGGCCGCGCCUACCUCGUCACCGGCAUGGCCUGCCUCGUCCUCGCGCUGCUGCUCACCAUCGUCUGCCUCUUCUUCCCCAUGAAAGAGGAGCAUCUCCAGCUGCGGUAGCCAUCAUCUCUCCAAUCUCCAUGCCCGCAUGCCUCCAUGGAUCCCGUCGAGCUCGGCCUCUCUGGCUUACCAUGGAUGAAGACGUAGCAGGCCACCUCGAGAUUAUGCGGGUCUGGAACGUAGGUUCAGAAUGUACAGAACAGGAAAUUCAGUUUUUAAAAAAAAAAAAAAAAAAAAGGAAGUUGGAGCUGCAACGAAAAUGCCGCGCGCCUCGAGAUCUCGGUUUUUGCCGGAUCGGAUAUUUCGAAUGUAACAGGGCAAGCAAUAUAUUUCGGCUCUACUAGUUUUGGUCUA
Hordeum vulgare subsp. vulgare (domesticated barley) is the source of this 1668-nucleotide messenger RNA. RefSeq names its product ALA-interacting subunit 5-like. Gene Ontology annotation, cellular component: endoplasmic reticulum; plasma membrane; Golgi apparatus. The transcript is spliced from 8 exons. Lineage: Eukaryota; Viridiplantae; Streptophyta; Magnoliopsida; Poales; Poaceae. Bases 313 to 1374 code for a protein of 353 amino acids. The record is from RefSeq and is a predicted model, not a curated record.